UUCAACGUUAACGAAUUUGACGUCAAUGAAUCUUCGACUAGAUUCGGCGUUGGUGGAACUCCAAUAUAAUCUGCGAAAGGAAAAGGGCGCGAAAUCGAUGGACUCACGUAAACGCGAGAAUCAGUUCAAAGAAUACGAAGCAGGACUGAACGAUCUGAAGAAGCUGUUCGACGAGCGAUGGAACCAGUCGAACUCGAGCUGCGGCAACGACUACGACGUGCGCCUCGAGGACUUUGAGCGGAUGCGCACCCUGGGCAUCGGCGCCUUCGGACGAGUCAUGCUCGUCAAGCUGCACCAGGACAGCACCUUCUACGCCAUGAAGAUUCUCGACAAAGUGAAAAUCGUCAAGCUGAAGCAAGUGGAAAACACCCACAGAGAAAAGAAGAUCCUGCAGUGCAUUCGCUUCCCCUUCGUCCUCUACCUGGACUUUUGCUUCAAGGACAACUCGUACAUCUACCUGGUGCUGCCCUUCAUCAACGGCGGCGAGAUGUUCAUUCAUCUGCGGCACAUGGGCAAGUUCGAGGAGAAUCUGGCGCGCUUCUACGCGGCCCAGGUCACCAUGGGACUCGAGUAUCUGCACAAGUGCGAGCUCAUCUAUCGCGACCUCAAGCCCGAGAACAUACUGAUCGAUCACACCGGCUACCUGCGCAUCACCGAUUUCGGAUUCACGAAGCACCUCAGCGAGACGUGGACGCUAUGCGGAACGCCCGAGUACAUAGCGCCCGAGAUCAUCCUCUACAAGGGCUACAACAAAUCCGUCGAUUGGUGGAGCUUCGGUGUUCUGCUCUACGAGAUGAACGCCGGCUACUCGCCCUUCUACUCGCAGAACCCCAUGAAGAUCUACGAGAAGAUAACCGCCGCCAGGUACAAAUUUCCCAAGACCUUCUCCGAGGACCUCAAGGAUCUCGUGAAGAAUCUGCUCCAGCUCGACCUGACGCGCAGGUACGGCAAUCUCAAGGGCGGCGCGCUCGACAUCAAAAAGCACAAGUGGCUCGCCAAAACCGACUUCAUGAAGAUUUAUCAGAGAGGCGUCACGCCGCCUUUCGUGCCCAACGUCGCCGGCCCAGGCGACGACAAAAACUUCGAUCGCUACGACGAGGAACCGUUGGAGGUUAAGAAUCAUAAUAUGUGCGCCGAAGAUUUCGCGAAUUUUUGA
This is a messenger RNA of Trichogramma pretiosum, 1156 nucleotides long. Its product is annotated as cAMP-dependent protein kinase catalytic subunit beta-like. Lineage: Eukaryota; Metazoa; Arthropoda; Insecta; Hymenoptera; Trichogrammatidae. Gene Ontology annotation, cellular component: cAMP-dependent protein kinase complex; nucleus. The coding region runs from base 26 to 1156 and encodes 376 amino acids. The transcript has 4 exons. Gene Ontology annotation, biological process: peptidyl-serine phosphorylation. The record is from RefSeq and is a predicted model, not a curated record. Gene Ontology annotation, molecular function: ATP binding; cAMP-dependent protein kinase activity.